UAGUGUUAGCAUGUCGAUGUUUUCUAACCGCUAGGCUACGAGCUUAAGUGGGCGGGAUUUUAAUAAUUUAGUAUACUAUAACCCAAUAUGAGUUGUUUGCCACCGGUCAGUGCGCAUGAGUGAAAACUCCCAAUCGUAAUCAGUAAUAAUCAACUUGUCUAUAUGUUUGUCUUCAUCCAUACUAGAGCGCAUUCUCGUGAUAUACUUCGGAAGUUAUAAGUUCCAAGAUGUUCGUCUUCGUUAUAAUUUCAUCCUGCAUCGUGGCUAUUGUGGCUGCUAAUUGUAGUAUCAAUCCGUGCCUAAACGGAGGCACAUGCAAUGCCUUACAUAAAAACGACACUGCACAAUUUUACUGCCGCUGUCCAUCCGGGUGGGAGGGGCGCUUUUGCCAGACCCCUUUCCGGUACAUCGGAUGCUUUGAAGACGCUGCUGUCCGUAUCCUACCUAUCCUGCUCCCUCUAUCGAAUUCAAACUCGCCGAUAGAGUGCGCCGCUCGCUGCCAGGUCUACCUUUACAGCGGCACGGAGGCUGGCGAUUUUUGUUUUUGUGGAGACUAUUUGAUCGCUAUGAUCAGGCCAGAUUCGGAAUGUAACAGUGUGUGUCCUGGUGACAGCAGCAAUAAAUGCGGAGCACCAGCGAGGAUUGGCGUCUACAGCAACGUUCACUGUGCCCCGCCUCAUUGACAAAGAGAAGCGCCGUUCACACUUAACGCUGCGUGAGCUGCAACGAACAACCCGAAGGACUUUCUUUGCUUUUUGAAAACGUUUGCUGUAGUUCUUUCUAUAUGACAUUAUUUACUAUCACUUUACUGACUGCCUGAUUAAAGAGUGUUUGCAUUCUAUUUUGCUGAGAAGUGUCAACAAGGAUGUAUAGGAUAUUGUUACGUUGAAAAAACAACAACUUUAACAUAGACACAUUAAUCUGAUUUUAAUGACACUUUUAGAAUACAUAUGCAUCAAUGCCAUAAGUAUGAAAAUGAUUACACAUAUAUUUAUUUCUUUAUGUUAA
This is a messenger RNA of Dreissena polymorpha, 1008 nucleotides long. RefSeq names its product WSC domain-containing protein 2-like. The coding region runs from base 228 to 683 and encodes 151 amino acids. The record is from RefSeq and is a predicted model, not a curated record. The transcript has 5 exons. Lineage: Eukaryota; Metazoa; Mollusca; Bivalvia; Myida; Dreissenidae.